AUGUCUUCCGCAUCGCCCCAUGCCAUCAUCGUCACAGCUACGCUGGAUAGGCUCGACGCUUUGGCACCCGACGAGUACAUGAUAGCCUUGGGCCGAGGUAGCGAUCAGUUAUUCGCCACUCCGAGCGGUUACAGCUCCACGUAUCUACCCAACAACUUCCUCGGCGCAAUCUGCGCGGGUCACGUCAGGAAGAUCAUAUGGGCCUCAUAUGGCAGCAGAUCUGGGUCGUGGUUCUUCGCCUACAAGCGCAAAGACGGUACGUCCGCCUUCAUGGUCGGACCCGAUAUUCCAUCAGCACUACGGUCUUUCAUACAAGCAGUACAAGGUUCCGAGCCCCUCCGUUCCGGUAUCCGAGUACAGCUUGGUGCUGCCAAUUCUUUUGUCGUAUGGACAGGCACAGCCUGGGCAUGUGCAAAUGUUCCACCUCAGCUCGAAGCCAAAUUACGGGAAGGCAGUUCUGGAUCCCGCGAGGGUAACAAGAUCACCAACGGCUCAUUGAGGAAAUCCAGAAAGUUAGACAACGUCCAGUGGCAUGCCAAUGGAUCGUAUUAUAUCAAGAGCGGGGACCGUCAUCUAUGGUAUUUUCAGUCAAGGCUGGUGAGCCUCGAAUGGAACAGAUUGUGGGAAAGCGUGGGACGAGAUGAGCGAAUGGGUAGGAUCAACGAAGAGCUCGCUUACGUCUUCAUCAGCCCGCAUACACAGAAUGGUGAAACCUUCGCAUUCAUCAAGAAGCACUCCGCAGGAUUAGACACACCGUUCAUUGUUCAUUUUGAGGGAGAGCCAAUCCAUUCAAACUUGGGUACUGCCUCUGAGCAGCCUAUGCUAAGCAUUUCGCAUUCCGAGACUACCUCUGACACCGACUCUUUUCAGAACUCACGCUCUCAGCCAACCGCUAGCCACGAACCGUAUAGUCCUGAUCAGCGGAUGAAACAUGUACCAAGAAGGGCGGAAGAAGACGUCCACUUCCAGUGGGCGACAACUAGAAAGUCUGGUCGACCGCAUAGGGCGGAAUCAUGGGAGUCAGAGCUAAGGAAAGACGAGAAGAUCAAGGUUGUCCGUGACAUGGGUCGUGACUGGUUUGCAGUCAUCGGCGGGACGGGUAUGAAGGGUUGGGUGCACGGUUCCUGGCUCGCUUUUGGGGAUCAUACAGUGCAUAGAGACUCAAAGGCAGCAUACGAUCAAUUUGUUGGGGAUCUUGGGGAUUUGCUCAGACCCGGGCAACUUCAAGAUUUCCCAACGAUGACAAAGUACGUCGAUGAGUGCACCAGGGCAGGCUGCCAGCCACUCAAGGAAGACGUCUCAGGAUUGGGCAUCUGCACCCACGAUUUGCUGGUACUAUUGCAAGCUUCCGGUAAAUAUUCGUACGCAUGGCUCAAGGAGGAACGGAAUGUCUGGCAUCCAGACAGAACAAUGUUUGUCAUGUAUGGGAUCCUGACGGAGGAUUGCAAGAUCUGA
This is a messenger RNA of Alternaria atra, 1455 nucleotides long. RefSeq lists its product as uncharacterized. Bases 1 to 1455 code for a protein of 484 amino acids. The record is from RefSeq and is a predicted model, not a curated record. Lineage: Eukaryota; Fungi; Ascomycota; Dothideomycetes; Pleosporales; Pleosporaceae. The transcript has 4 exons.